AUGAAGUCCGCCCUCGCCUUCACCGUCCUGGCCACGCUCGCCGCGGCAGCUCCAGCGCCCGCGAAGCAGGCUGAGAGCCUGAACUUCCAGAAGCGCCUCGAUGGGCCCGUCACCGUCCCCCUGAAGCACGCCAGUAUGCGCGGCAUCGGCGCGUUCGAGAAAAGCAAGCUCCACCUCGCUGCCAAGUACCCACAGUUCUUCGACAACGAAGCACUCGAGACACUGCAGAAGCGUGCUGGCGAUCUGCAGCUGCACGACGUUGAGCCCGACCAGCUGUGGGUUGCUCCUACCUCAUUUGGCACUCCCCCGCAGGACCUGCCCCUCCUCGUCGACACUGGCUCCGCCGCACUGUGGGCUUUCAGCACCAAGUGCCAGGGUUGCGGGACUGGAGCGUUCGACGUGACCAAGUCGUCGACGUUUGUCAACACAUCCGAGCCCGCCUCGUACGCGUACGGUUCGGGUGCGACCACCAUCCAGGGCUGGCACGUCAAGGACACUGUGGGAAUCAGCGGUGUGACGACGGAGAAUGCCGAGUUUGCCGUCAUCGACGCCGAGACGAACGCGAAGCUGGACAAGACGAGCGCCGGGCUCAGCGGUUGGUCCUGGCCCUUCACGGACGAGGACGGCAAGAUUGCCAACCCCGUCCCCUACAUCCAAGCGAAGAACAAGCAGUGGUCUGAGCCCGUGUUCGGCGUCUACCUGAACCGCAAGAACCCUCGUGCCGAGGCGCACGGCACGCAGUCCAAGGGCGACGGCGCGCUGACCGUCUCGGGCGUCGACCACCAGUACUUUGACGGCGAGCUCACAUGGACGCCCCGCAGGGAGGACAAGAAGCGGGCCGAGUUUGCGUGGCUCAUCGACUUCCCCCACUUCACCGCCAACGGGAAGCAGAGGGACCUGGACCCGAGCUCGCUCGCGAUCCUCGACACGGGCACGACGCUCGUGUUCGGCCCGCCCGACGACGUGCGUGCCUUCUGGUCCAGCGUCCCCGGGGCCAUCGACAACAACGACGGCACCUGGACCGUCGACUGUAACCGGACCGACAUCAAGGCCUCGUUCAACCUCGCCGGCAAGGACUGGGAGUUUGACCCCACCGACCUCAUCUUCGAGGACGAGCCGGGCAAGUGCUUCGGCGCCAUCAUCUACCAGAUGAGCAUGUGGCCUCUCGGUGCCAAGUGGCUCGUCGGCGGCACGUUCCUCAAGAACGUCUACACGGCCUUCCAAUACGACCCGCCUCAGGUCGGCCUCGCCAAGCUCAAGGAAGGCCUGUAA
Messenger RNA from Trichosporon asahii var. asahii CBS 2479, 1272 nucleotides. RefSeq lists its product as uncharacterized. NCBI's taxonomy places the organism in Eukaryota, Fungi, Basidiomycota, Tremellomycetes, Trichosporonales, Trichosporonaceae. Gene Ontology annotation, biological process: proteolysis. The record is from RefSeq and is a predicted model, not a curated record. Gene Ontology annotation, molecular function: aspartic-type endopeptidase activity. The coding region runs from base 1 to 1272 and encodes 423 amino acids. The transcript is spliced from 2 exons.